GCAUAASUGACGAUUGUCCCCUGCGGUUGUCGUCGAUGAGCACGGUCGUGUACGCGUUGGCGGCAAGGGGAGACGACAUCGAUACRUGAGCRUUGGGAAAGACAGACGACCAUCGUCAGUGCGUGGCUCCGAAGAUAUUGCACAGCCACCGACGCUGUGAUCUUCCGCGUGGCGCUGUUUGUGGAGUCCAGAGGUUUGAUUGACGUCAUGUCAUCGGAAGCGGCGUCUGGGAUGGACGUUGACGGCGGGGCAGGGCGCGGCAGUUUGAUGACGGCGGAGAGGACGGCUAUUGCUGCGGUGGUUAAUGCCGUCCUCUUCCGCUGCCAGAUGGCGAUCAAUAACGCGAACUUCAAAGCGGCUGUUUGUGCACGGCGCAAGCUGUUGGCGCUUCCGACGAUUGGGCAGUGCUUGGAUGUGGCUGCCAUUUCCGACGCGGUGCUGGAGGUCUGCUACGCGAUGGGGUGCGGGGGGUUUCCAAGGGCGACUCCACGGUGGUGGGUGAAGCGGCGAACGGGCGGCACGUGGGAGGAUCUGCGGCAAUGUUUGCAGAAGGCGGUCGUGUUGCGCGCCUUCGCUGACAAGGGGUUUCCAAACUACCAUGGGUGCAUCGACUGCACACAUAUCUACAUCGACAAACCCGCAAACGCCAACGGUGAGGACUACUGCGACAGGAGACGUCGAUUCUCCAUGCAGGCACAAGUGGUGGUCGACAUGAACUUGCAUGUGCUAGACGUCUUCGUCGGUUAUUCGGGGAGUGUGCAUGACAUGAGGAUGCUGAACCUGUCGAGUUUGUGGGUGCGCGCGGAGUCAGGACAACUUUUCACUGGGCCGCAUGUGAUGCUGCCUUUCGGUGUGCGGACUAAUGGCUACUUGAUCGGCGACAACGGUUAUCCGCAGUCGGAAUGGAUAGUCGUCCCUUAUGGCGGUCUCGCUCAACACCUGACGGAGACACGCUUCGACAACAAACAGAAGACGGUCAGGGGAGCAGUGGAGAGGGCGUUUGGCAGACUGAAGGGGAUGUGGAGGUUGUUCCUCGGCACCCACAAGUGCAACAUGGACAGCUUGCCGCAACAAUUCAUCGCCGUCUGCAUCCUCCACAACAUACUCAUCGACGUCGGCAUCCCGUUUAACGACAAUUUGCUGUGGGAGGUGGGUCCAGACGGCGUGCGUCGUAGAGUGGAUCUGGGGAUGCAUCAGCCAUUGAGGCCAGUGUGCAUGGAGUCUUCGACGGGGGAUGCGCUGAUAUUGAGGGACGUGUUGGCGGAGCGGAUGAUUGCGCAGUGAGGUUGGCCGUGUUCGCAGUUGGAGACCCCGCCAUGAAUGGAACGAGUCUGAGGGACGAAGCUGUCAGAAGC
This is a messenger RNA of Chara braunii, 1355 nucleotides long. The record is from the annotation of a GenBank genome assembly. NCBI's taxonomy places the organism in Eukaryota, Viridiplantae, Streptophyta, Charophyceae, Charales, Characeae.